UCUGAUGACAGCCCAAUCCUUAGCCAGGCUUAUGACCUGUCCGAACCCAAGGUGGAUACUCCAUCCUCUACUGAGGAGGGCACUACUCAGGCGACGGACUUCGACCUGCCCUAUAGUGAGCUGUACUCUCAAGGGCCUAAGGAUCUGCUCGUCUCGGUCGACAAGGGUCCUAUAGUACUCAAGAAUGGGAAAGUCAUCAUUGCUCGCCGUAUGACCAUGCAGCUGCCCUUCAUUGGUGCUGGUCGUACUCCACCCUUUCGGUUGAGGCAGCUCAUCCGCCGUGACUUGGCCCUGCUCAGCCGAUUGCAGCAAUCGGGUCAUCUCGAGAUUUAUGACGGUCUUCUGGACUCCUUCAAAAAGGCCCGCUAUAUUCGGCCCGUGACGACCACUGAUGUCGAGGCCGACCUAACUGACUCCUACUACAUGCCUCACUUCCCAGUGUUCACUGCUUCCAAGACCAGUCCGUGCCGUCCGGUGUGGUGUGGUAACGAGCUCUCCUCCUACCUCUGUCGCGGAUAUAUCUCAGAUGUGGAGGCUACCAUUAUCAGUUCAUGGAUGGCGCUGCGCACUAGCCCUUUCUAUGCGACCACAGAUCUCAGCCGUGCGUUCUACUCGCUCAAGGUCAAGAAAAGUGAUCGCAAGUACCAGCGCUUUAUCUACCGUGGAUCUGCCUUCGAGUUCGCCGUUGUCAUGAUGGGUUUGCGUCCCAGUCCGGCCAUGCUUAUGCGAGCUUUGCGUCCUAUCGCUUCUCUGGCAAUGUACAUAUUGACGUUUCUCUUCGGUGACCCCGGUCCGCAGGGAUCCGCUAUCGAUCCUGCUUUU
Perkinsus marinus ATCC 50983 is the source of this 822-nucleotide messenger RNA. RefSeq lists its product as hypothetical. The record is from RefSeq and is a predicted model, not a curated record. NCBI's taxonomy places the organism in Eukaryota, Perkinsozoa, Perkinsida, Perkinsidae. The annotation marks the transcript as partial. The transcript has a single exon.